CUGAAGAUCUCAAAGUCGCGCACAGACAGACGGACGGACGGACGACGGAUCCUCUGGCUCCGGGAUAGGAAUAGGUUGCGCUCUCGAUCAGUACACUUUAUCGGCAGUUCGCGGUGGAUGCAGUGUGGUAGUGCCAGUGUCCUAUUGAAAGUGACGCCUCGAAAAACUACGCCGAGUUCUACCGAGCGUGGCUGUGGCUCAUUCGUCAUCGAUCGACCCAUCCCGCGGGACCCGGAAUCGACGCGAAAAAUGUGUUCCAGUUCCAGGCGUUCUUGGCGGAGCGUCGCAGUACGGGCGCUGAUCCUCGGGCAGCUUCUUCUCCAUGUGACCGUCGGCCAGCAGUACACCGGAGUCAAAUUGGUGUCCCCCGGUGAGGAACAGCGACAAGUGCCUGCCCAUUCGGCGCGCUCAGUCGAUGACGUCGGGCUGUCGCCGGCGAGGGACAGCAACAUCAUCAACCUGUCGAUUAAACCUCUCAGCCGCGGGCAGGGCUUUACCGCGGCGAAAGGCCGCAACCUGGGGUUCGUGAGCGACGCGUCGCUCAACACAAUCCCGGCCGGCAUCAACAACGAGCUGUCGAAUGUGGAUGUCCGUCCCUCGACCACGACGACGACGACGCACCAGGCGAGCGCGGGCCUUCGGGAUAGCUACGGCAACCCGGUGACACCGUUCACGGAUCUGGCCAGCGCGAACGCAGACCACGCGGUCGGCUUCCAGACGAACGUCAACCGCGAGUCCGGGUUCCCGGCUUCGCGCAACGGCGGCGGACAGCAGCAGCAGCUGGCAUUCAAGGUGCCCAGCUAUGCGUCCGGCAUCAUCGAACCGAUCGCGCAACUCAACUUUAGUCUGCUUCCGCCGAAUGCGGCAGGCAGCACGGGGACCCCGCACAGGCAGCAGACCCAGCCGCCGGCACCGCAGCAACAGCAGCAACAGUUUGUGCCGGAUGCGAAAAUCCCCGUCCUCCAGGACGGCCAGAUUCUGUUCGCCCAAAAGCCCGUCAACGGCCUGCUGCCACCACUGUUCCCGGAACAGUUACCUGCCGUCUAUCCGUUGGUGGGGAAUGUCGGUACCGAGCGGUCACCGAUUUUCGCACGCGAUCCCUUCACUGGCCCGGCGACGGCGGCGCCGAUCCCUAACAACGGUGUGGGCUUCAAAACCGACGUCAACAAGCAGACACACUUCUCAGGAUCAUUUCCGCAGGUCCCGGUGUCGCAGCACCAGCAGGCACCAUUCCAGCCGCUGCCACAGGCAGGUCAACCUCUUGCUGGGUCAACCCCUACGAAGGCUCCUCCCGUACAAAAGUAUACCGGAGGGUUCGGAGGACCGGCCGGAUUUCUGGGCAGCCAGCAAAACAUCGGCACGGCGUACACGUCGACCCCGAAAUCGGUCGUCGCCCCGCCGGCGGUGCAGCCUCUUCCGGCGCUGCCGCCACCACAAGUCACGUUCCAGCCGACGGCCCGGCCCGUCGAGCAAACGACGGUCACUAAGUACACGGGUGGUUUCGGAGGCCCCGCGGGAUUUCUGGGCAAUCAGCAGACCAUUGGGACGGUUUACACGAAGCAGCCGGUGGCUGGGGUUGGUACGCCGUCAACUGCACCAAGGCCAGCGCCAGCUCCGGUCCCCUCUGGCCCGGUAUCGAAUGUCUUCCCAACCCAACAGCAGCUGCUUCCGAGCACCGCUCGUCCGGUAACGCAGCCACCACCGAACAAGUUCACAGGAUCAUUCGGAUUCGGAUUGAACAACCAGGGCGGAGGGGCCGGUGCUAGGCCGACUACGGUGUCAUCCUUCUCGCCACAGCAGCAGCAACCAGUCGUUCGUCCACAGUCGCUCAGCGGUGGCAACAAGUUCACCGGAAGCUUCGGUGGAGCACCGGGACUGCUCGGUAACCAGCCGCUGGGCACGCACGUCAAACCGGACGGCACCAUAUUGCCGCCGUCUGCGCCGGGAGGUGUCGGCUUCAGUGCGGUGGCGGCUCCUGCCCAGCACCAGCUCUCCGUUUCGGAUUCCGCCGGCAACCGGUUCAGCGGCAGCUUCGGGGGACCGCCGGGCGUACUGCGUCCGUUCGACAAUACCAAGGGUUGAGGGAAUGCGCAAAGCGGCGCUUCGCGGUGGGCUCCCUUCCCUUCUGGGCGUGGACCACAUCUUAGUAUUAUUAACGCUAAGCUAACUAGACUUUUACGACACUUAGGAUGGUGUAUAAAGUUCGCACCAGUGAGCCAGUGAGGACUAAAAAUUUGGAGUGGUGUGUCCGGCUCGAUAUUCACAAAACCACAGCUCUCUUCUUUCUGGAUAAGCUUGAAGGCGAUGAAAUAAACGAAAGUAUUAAAGCUUACUCUCAAGUUUUGUUUGUUUGGGCCACGAACCUUCCUCAUCGGCCGCUCAUAGUUAUGCCAACGUUCAAAUGCAUUCUCUCUCUCUCAAUAUUGCCUGAUUCCUCAGCAAAAAGAAGCCAGUAAGCUAAUCCCCCGCGCCAAGGUACUCCAAUCUGCGGAACCUUCAGAGUCUCAGAAGAUAAAUACGUUAUCAAAUGUGCCAGAUGCAUCAUAUCACCAAUCUAAGCAUUGCCAAUGCUGACCAACGAACUAAUAAAGUUCUAGAGAGUUGCAAAGAAUGGAAAACGCAGACAUAGCUGUUUUUAGAAGUAAAUUGAACACUACGCAGAUUUAAACAACGUCAAAUUCUAUCGUGUGCGAUGUUAAAAUAAUUCCAGACCAGAAUCAAUGAAUGCCAGCCACAAAAAUUAUCGAUGAGAUGGUAUCGAGAUAAAAGAGAUAUCAUUUCAUCAGUUUGCGUCUGAUAAAAAACAGUUACAAUAAGAUACACAUGGGCUGUUCUAAUUUAUAGAAACAAACAAGAAAAUAAAGUAAGUGAAAACAGAAGUUGAAUUGGACAGAAAAUCAAACCUAGCGAAAUCUUUUUAAAACAAUGUUUUAAACAUUAGACAAACCACAUUACGCAUGACCAUCGUACAGCAGAUUGAAAUCUUGAAUAGGUUCGCGUUCUUGAAUUUACGAAACACGAAAAUCCCAUUUUUCCUACCGUCAUUAACUACCGCACCUGUUGACGGAACUACCGAUUGGGUUUUCCAACUAGAAAACGGAGACCGGCCAACCCCUGUAAACCCUC
This is a messenger RNA of Anopheles cruzii, 3126 nucleotides long. RefSeq names its product AT-rich interactive domain-containing protein 1A-like. The transcript has 3 exons. The record is from RefSeq and is a predicted model, not a curated record. Lineage: Eukaryota; Metazoa; Arthropoda; Insecta; Diptera; Culicidae. The coding region runs from base 118 to 2082 and encodes 654 amino acids.